UUGUUAAAUCCGAUACCUACGAAAUCUAGCCCUAAUAGUGCAGAAAUCUCUGGGUCACCAUCCCCAGCUCCAAGUAGUAUAGGGAACAAUGCGCCUAAAUAUGGAACACUGGUACCAAAUAGAAUAUUUGUUGGUGGCAUCUCUGCCAGCACAACAGAACAGGACCUCUUGGAGCUUUUUUCGCAGUACGGUGCGGUCAAAGCAACAAAGAUCAUUAGCGAUAGAGCAGGCGUCUCUAAAGGAUAUGGCUUUGUAACGUUUGAAACAGAAGAUGAAGCUCGGAGACUCACACAAGAGGCCGAUAAUAUAAUGCUUAAAGACAGAAAACUUAAUAUAGCACCUGCAAUUAAAAAGCAAGUCAGUGAUGUGGGUUAUAUGAAGACCUACUCUCCUCGGUUAGUAGACAGCAACAGUAGCAUGGUUGGGGCAGGCGGAACCGUAUUUUUCGGCAACGGAGCGACGUACACAACAUAUGGCAAUUCAGUUCCAGUUAUCGGACCAGCCGAGUAUCACCCCCAAUUCACACAGGCCCCAGCGGUAGCAGCUGCACCACCUCCAGCACCCUCAGCCUAUCAAACAAUAGUUUAUCAACAACCCAUGUAUUAUGCAACACAACAAUUCCAGUACCAACCAACGCAAACCAUGCAGGCACAGUGGGGAGCGGCUCCACAGUGGAGGUGGGUCACCCCAGCCUCGUACCCACAGCCUGAGUGUAGUUCCCAGUGUUUGGUUGAACCCAGCAGCUUAGCACAGAGGGAUCAUACCACGACAGCUGUGGGAAGCACACCCAAUGUCUCCACCCACCACGUCCUUGCCACUCCUUCCACAUCCUUGUCCAGCAAUGCCACUACCACCACCACCACAACUAUGUCUACAUCUCUAUCCAUCACACCAAGUGCCAGCACAAGCACUAGUUCUUUGUCUGAUGUAAAUAUGACUGUGUGCAAUUCCCUGCUGUUGAUAAAGCCCCUUACUGUAAAUGGAAGGCCUGCACUGGCAAAUGGUAAAACGAAGUCGCUCUCCAGUCUCGUCAGUAAUGCAGUUGACACUAAUAAUAAUCUACCUGAGGUUAACAAAGAAGCUGUAUGCAGCACCCCACACGUAUCCCAUACGGCUACAAGUGAUCUAGACGUGUCCUCUGAUAGUGCAAGUAAAAUGUCUUCUAGUGCAACAACAGUCAACACUAUUGACAGCAGCAGUACCAACCACAAUGCAAAAGAAGAGAGUGAUUGCAUUGCUGAUAAUGUGCCUCAGGUAUUCCAAAAUUUUGCCAUCAGAACUUCAAGAGAGGCCUUCAACGAUUGUGAUACGCUCUUACCUGUACACCCUGAGGUUAAGCCCAGUAUAGAGAACUAUAGUAGUGAAGUUCCCGACUCAGAACAUGUCUAUCAAGAUUCAAGUAACACAUCGUCCUUACCCCCUGGACUUCCCUAUGGUGUCUUUCCAUCGGCCAGACAUGUCUCUUCAUGUCCUCAUUAUACUGGGGAGGUGGUGUCAGGACCAAGAAGUCUAGUUCCUCAACAUGUGUCAUCACCUGUCAUUAUGAUCCCUUCAUUAGCAUCCCUUAAUAAGCCAGUAAAUUCAUCUCCACUUUAUGAUCUCACUUCUAAGUCUAAUACUUAUAAAACCAAUCAUGCGGUAAGAUCUCAGGUAUCACCCUCGCCACCAGCUGCCCAGCCACAGAUAGUAUCUUUCUCCACAGUUCCCAUAAGUCCCUUAACGGCAUCAUUAGAAAUCGCAAAAACCAUGCCGACUUGUGUUGUCAUUACCUCUACCAAAGAUACCAUGGCUUGUAAUGCAGAUGCCAUGAGUUCCACUAGUGUGACCACUUGUAUCACUACUACUACUGCCACUUCAAUAAGCACAACUAGCACGGUUCUAAGCAACACGCAAAGCUUGUGUAGUCCUGUGAAUCAUGACUCUCAUUAUUCAUAUAGGCCAAGUUCUGUUUUUACUCCUCCCCCAGUGAACAGUGUUAGUCAGUCUUCAUAUAGAUAUGCAAACCAAAGUAUGUGGAUGAUAGUGCCGUCCUAUCAUGUUUGGAGGGCUGGGAUGCCAUGCUAUCAGUUGCCAGCCCCAUUGCCGACCCAAUGGCCUGUGCCACCUCCCCCAUCAUUCUAUGCUACCUCAUGUAUGAAUUAUACUUCUCCUACUUACUCUGGGACAACAUCUGUGUCUUCCAUGUUUACAGAACCUGUCUGCAGUGGCCUUACCUUGCUCAACAAUUUUCCAGCAAGGGACCAAACAUCCAGUGAGGAAACUGGGUUGGGUUUCGUUCACAGCAAACAGUGUGAGAAGAAUUACCAGAGCAGUUUGGGAGAGAACAGUGGUGCUGACAGUAGAGUUCUUUUGCAUAUCCCUCCGUUGGCAUCAAGUCCAAGAGUAAAGUAUGGGGAGCAUUCUAUGCAGAAAAAAUCAAAAGGUUCCAGAAAUUCAAAACCGUCCCAUCUGAACCGAUCGUCGCCUUGCAAAGCCAUUCCUCCUCCAUCAAAAAAUCUGCGUCCUUCUAAGAUAUCUUGCCAACCUGCGUCAAGAUCUUUCAACCCUGCCGCGGAAGAGAAUGACCCUAGACCUCCGAGAGACUUUGAAGACAGCUGUGGGUUAAUGCCUAUUACCCCCCCUCCUACCCCAGUCCUGAAAUCCGAUAGUAGUGCUAUUAUUGUAAGUGAUACAAAUGUGUGUUGAUCUUGAUGAAUAAAUUUAUGCAUAAUAUUUUCCUUAUAUACUAAAAAAUUGAAUUAGUAGCAGUAUGAUACAGUAUUGGAUUUUAAUAUAUUUAUGUUUAUAGAUAUAAGCCAAAGCAAAACCCUUCUUAAUACCUAUGGUUGUGCUGAUGUUGUGAACAUUAUAUAAAUACUUUUACGUGUUUUGUGUUGUAAAUCUCAUUGCACUGAUGUUCCCCUCAUCAAUCAGCUGCUCAGUCAUUGUACAGCAUUCAUACUUUGAAGUCAUUCAUAAUGCAUGUUUGAUCAGUCCACUUGAAGUCAUUGCUACCUAAUGUCAAUUUCUGUGUGUGAAGGUGUUCAGUAGGAUUUACUGUACAGUACUAUACAACCCCAUUUUUUUGAUAUGGAAGUGUAACUGUUUUGUAUUUUAAUAAGGAACAUCGUUCAGAAAUGGUAGUUGAGAACUCCAUACAUGAAAAUUGUAAGGUUUAGACCUAAAAUGCAAAGGAACUUUCUAAUUUCAAAAUUUAAUAAAUGUGAAAAUGAUUAAAA
Molecule: messenger RNA, 3218 nt
Organism: Macrobrachium nipponense
Lineage: Eukaryota; Metazoa; Arthropoda; Malacostraca; Decapoda; Palaemonidae
Product: mucin-2-like
Exons: 8
Coding region: 310-2685 (791 amino acids)
Source: RefSeq, a predicted model, not a curated record